GUCCCCUUCGCGCAACUGCUCGACGAUCCAUCAUCUCGCAUCGCGACGAAAAUCCAGCGCCGCACGUGCUUUCGUGGAGUUGAAUGCCGUACUUACAAUGGUCGGCGUGUCUGGAGGAUCGCGGGGAAAGAGGUAGCUACCCAUCGCGCGCGGAGUAUUUGAACCCCCGGGGGAUAAUCGAUAUCGUUUUCUUUCAGCCCCGAACGACAUCGGAGGAGGAAGCGGUAGAGGAGGAAGCGGCUGAGGAGGACGAGGAGGAAGAGACCUCUGAAGAAGAGGGAAGCUAUAACGAGUACAGCGAAGAAGAGCCGGGGGCGGUGAGUGAAGAGGAAGAAGAAGAAGAAGAAGAAGAAGAAGAAGAAGAAGAAGAAGAAGAAGAAGAAGAAGAAGAAGAAGAAGAAGAAGAAGAAGAAGAAGGAGAGGAGUCCGGGUGCGAAAGUUGGGGAGGAGAGGCCAAUCAGGCGGAAGUCCGAGAAGAGGAUCCUGCAGCAGCCGCAAGGAGGGAAGAGAUAGCGGCGGGGAAGCGGCCGUUGGAGCAUUCCAACGGCACUAAUUUGCCAAUCCCGGACGACCCGACCAGAGAUCCCGAGCCACCCAUGAUUGAGGAUGAGCUCCCUCCUGUAGAGACUUCGAGCGCGUCGGCGCAGAGGUGACAAAGCCGAUCCCCCUCCCCUUCCCCCUGUCCCUCAGUUUGAACACGUGGCGAUGCGGGGCAUCGGGCUACG
Messenger RNA from Chara braunii, 725 nucleotides. NCBI's taxonomy places the organism in Eukaryota, Viridiplantae, Streptophyta, Charophyceae, Charales, Characeae. The record is from the annotation of a GenBank genome assembly.